GUUGUUGAAACGUUUAUUGAGUAGUACAUAAACUGCAUGUGAUCGUAUAUCGUCACAACAAGAGACAGAAGGGUUGGAGAAGGCUGUAUGAAGUAUAGGUAAUUCAAAAACCUGGGUGAACAGAUUAGUUUGAUUCAAGUAUUUUUAUAAAAAUAAAAUAAUCAAACUAAUUCUGUUGGCGAUCAUUAGAAUAAUUUUGCAUGAUGGAAUUUGAUGGGUCUAGUAACAGUUUUGAUUAUUUCUUAGAUAAUCUUAUGGAAAGUGAUAUUCUUGUUGAUGACGUGACCCUGGGUGUCAAAGGAGAGAGGGAAUACACAGAACUGUCGCCCAGUCAUUCAUCGGACAGCGGCUAUAGCGCAAUGAACAGUCCGUGCCACUCCGUGUCAAGCAUGGACGAUGGCCCCAUUUCUUUGCCAGAGACUUUGGGAGAGGGGAUGCCUCUUUUCCCAGACGCGUUGGAUGAAGAGAUCUCGGAAUACCUGUCUGGUAAAUCGCCUUGUGAAAAUUCGAAUGAUUCUGUGGACGUUGUUGCAAUAGCAGCUCAUGCACUGACCACACCCAUUUGUGACUUUGUCAGUUCUGACCAAGAAAAUUCCUCAGAUGGGGUCAUAACCCUCUCAGCCAUUUCUCCUUCAGAAGUAACACAGAGGGAAACGCGAAGCGCAAGAAUAGCAAAAUCUAAGACGGGUUUAGAAAAUGACCACAAGACAGUCAAAAUGCCAAAUAACAAAGAAAACUUGGCACAGGAAUCUAACUCAUCCAAACUGCCACCAAUUAAAGUAAUUAAGGUCAUAAAAACUCCAGCAUACAGCACACCAGAGGACACACAGGACCAAAUUUAUGAAGCUAUGGAGGAAAGAAAUCGCAAAAAUGCAAUCCAAGCAAAGCUUAACAGAGAAAAAAAGAAGACGUACAUAAAGAACUUGGAGAGCGAUGUAGAGCAGUUAAAAUCUGAGAACAAAACAUUGAAAGACAAUUGCAACAAACUACAGUUGUCGCACAAGGUGAUGGAGGAAGAAUUGGAUUACCUGAGAAGUGUGCUAGCGAAUCAGAGUGUUCUAUCAAAUCUACUAAAAAACAUCCCUAAUGUGAAAAACGUGAAACUCUCCUCUUCAUUUUCAAGGAAGAGGCAAUCCAUUGAUAAUGAUCAUGACUAUCCCGCAGCCAAGUCAAAGCGAUCAAAAUUAUCGUCAGCUGGAGUCUGUCUUCAUGUCCACCAGGAUAAGGUUUCUUUGGAAUUUUGUUCGAAGUGUUCAAGUACCGCUGCCUUGAAUGGAGAUGACGUGUGAAACCUUGUGAUUUGUGAAUGUGAAUAAUGCUAUAAUUUUACCAAAAGGGUCAGCUAGUCCCUUUCUCUGGUGGUAUAAUGUAUCGAGAGAUAAUUGGCUCAAAUCCAAGCAGCAUAAUGAGGUUUUGAAUUGUAACAAUUUUGAUGUUAAAUUUUAUUUUUGAAUUGCAUUUUGUAUUUCACCUAGCACUUGUUAUGCUUGGAAGGAUAUGGGCCAGUUAGUAUACAUUAGUAAAUGUUAGAAAGACAAAGAAAAACACAAGACAUGACUACAGGUUGAAUAGAGAACUUUGAAAGACAGAAAUUGCUUGUAAAAUUGUAAUUUUGUAUGGAAACAAUUAUUAAUGAUUUACAAGUAUCUUUACAGGACAGUUUGGAUUUGCACAUCCCAUCCAAUCUGAGAUCUGAGGCCACCAUCAUGCCAGCCCUCUUACCAGCUUUGAGAGAAUCAUCCUGAAAGAGUUGCGAGCCCCAAAAGAAAACCUUCAGUAAAGCCAGGGUAGUGUAAUGUAAAACAGGUAGUAAAUAAGUUCACAGGUAUGGUAUGGGUCAAUCAAAGAAGGGUCGAAGGGCAUUUGGGUAACAUGUGGGAUAUGACAUUAAAACAAUGAAUUUUAUUGACAGUACUACUAAAGUUUGUUUUAUCCGUAUUACUAGUAUGACUGUAAAUAAAUGAUUUGUAUGUAUGCAACCAGUAUGCUCUAUUGUUCAUUGAAUAAAUCAUGUUAAGGUU
Messenger RNA from Ostrea edulis (European flat oyster), 2021 nucleotides. RefSeq lists its product as uncharacterized. Gene Ontology annotation, molecular function: DNA-binding transcription factor activity. Lineage: Eukaryota; Metazoa; Mollusca; Bivalvia; Ostreida; Ostreidae. The coding region runs from base 201 to 1289 and encodes 362 amino acids. The record is from RefSeq and is a predicted model, not a curated record. The transcript has 2 exons. Gene Ontology annotation, biological process: regulation of DNA-templated transcription.